ACCUAUCGACAUUCAACAACUACGAUUUAAAGGUCCAUUGCUCAUCUAUCGUCAACUUUCCCUCUCUCUUCUCGUUCCGACAUGAGCUUCCCGGAGUUCAGGUUGCUGGCGAUGGUGGCCAUCGUCUUCGCCGGAGCCAUGGAAAUUUCUCACGCAUAUGACCGGCCUCCGCCGCGGGAGGAUCUCUUCGUAUCACUCGCCGAAGAUGCUGAUUCGACCACUCCACAACAAAUUCAUGUGUCGUUGGUUGGUGAAGACAGAAUGAGAAUUUCAUGGAUUACCGAUGAACAUACUCCAGCCAUGGUAAACUACGGUACAUCUCCGGGGAAAUACGAACGUUCUGCUAACGGGACCAUUUCGUCCUACGAGUAUAUAAAUUACACCUCCGGUGAAAUACACGACGUCGUAAUAGGUCCAUUGGAUCCAAACACCAUGUAUUAUUACUCUUUUGCCCCUGGUUCAACCCCUGAAUACUCUUUCAAGACUCCUCCGGCUCAAUUUCCGAUCAAAUUUGCUAUUUCAGGUGAUCUUGGACAAACCGAAUGGACGAAAACGACGCUUGAACACAUCUCACAAGCAAACUACGACGUGUUUCUGCUACCCGGAGAUUUAUGUUACGCGGAUAUGGUGCAACCCAUCUGGGACUCAUUCGGCCGGCUGGUGGAGCCGCUAGCGAGCAAACGGCCAUGGAUGGUGACACAAGGCAACCACGAGAUGGAGAUAAUUCCGGCCACUCACCCAACUCCGUUCACUUCCUACAACGCCAGGUGGCAUAUGCCGUUCGAGGAGAGCGGGUCCACGUCGAAUUUGUAUUACUCUUUUGAGGUCUCCGGUGUCCACGUCAUCAUGUUGGGUUCCUACACCGAUUUUGGACCUGGGUCGAACCAAUAUCGAUGGUUAGAGUCUGAUUUGAAGAAGGUUGACCGGAGCAAAACACCAUGGCUCAUCGUGAUUAUUCAUGCUCCAUGGUAUAACUCAAAUGUUGAUCAUCAAGGGGAGAAACAGUCGGUCGAUAUGAAGGAAUCUAUGGAGGGAUUGCUUUAUGAAGCUCGUGUUGAUGUCGUUUUUGCAGGACAUGUUCAUGCUUAUGAGCGCUUUAUUAGGGUUUACAAUCAAAAUAGUGAUGAUUGUGCCCCGGUUCAUAUCACAAUCGGGGAUGGAGGCAACCGUGGACGCUCUGCUGGGAAGUACGAAGAACCACAACCAACGAUAUCGGUAUUUAGGGAAGUCAGUUUUGGGCAUGGGCGACUUGAGAUAGUGAAUUCCAGUUAUGCCAAGUGGUCGUGGCAUAGAAAUGACGACGAUAUAUCAGUUCAAUCCGAUUCAAUCUGGUUAAAAAACCUUGCUUCUGAUCCAGCUUGUAAUAAGUUGGAAAUAUAAUAUCUUUAUGUUUUCAUACCCAAAAUGGAUACUAAAUAAAAUAAACUACUAUAUUCUAAUAGAAGAAUAUGAUCGUAUAUCCUUUUAUUUGACA
Messenger RNA from Lactuca sativa (garden lettuce), 1474 nucleotides. RefSeq names its product putative purple acid phosphatase 20. NCBI's taxonomy places the organism in Eukaryota, Viridiplantae, Streptophyta, Magnoliopsida, Asterales, Asteraceae. The record is from RefSeq and is a predicted model, not a curated record. Gene Ontology annotation, molecular function: metal ion binding; acid phosphatase activity.